This is a messenger RNA of Magallana angulata, 2038 nucleotides long. RefSeq names its product U4/U6.U5 tri-snRNP-associated protein 2-like. The transcript has 14 exons. Gene Ontology annotation, biological process: protein deubiquitination; spliceosomal complex assembly; mRNA processing. Bases 10 to 1893 code for a protein of 627 amino acids. NCBI's taxonomy places the organism in Eukaryota, Metazoa, Mollusca, Bivalvia, Ostreida, Ostreidae. The record is from RefSeq and is a predicted model, not a curated record. Gene Ontology annotation, molecular function: zinc ion binding; cysteine-type deubiquitinase activity.
AUGUAAACUAUGGCGGAAAAUGUGGAAUCGAACGACCACGAUACGCAGGAUAAUCCAAUGAGAAGCAUUCUUAAACGGCGAAAACAGGAGGAAGAAAGUGAAGAAAAUCCAGUUAAAUCAGUUUUGAAAAAGCCGAGAACCUUAAGUCAGGAUGACAAGGAAGUGACUACCCCACAACCCAGGAGUAUUCUUAGAAAGAAAUCGGACAAUGCAAACGAAAACAGUAAGGUGACUCCAAAAGAAGAAACGGGAGAAACAGUUAAAACUUCGCCAGUCAAGAUUAAAACUGAAAGAACAUCGGAUUCAUCACCCCCUAAGAAGGCAAGCGAGGAAACUAGGUUGUCAAAAGCAGCCAGAUUGGUAGCUGCACCUAAAGCAGCUGAUGAUGAUGACGACUACGAGGCAGUUCAGGAUCCCAAAGUUGAUAGAAGUCGUUCUUGUCCCUACCUAGACACAAUCAACAGAUCUGUCCUUGACUUUGAUUUUGAGAAGCUUUGUUCUGUGUCACUCUCUCACAUAAAUGUCUACGCCUGUCUAGUCUGUGGAAAGUACUUCCAAGGACGAGGAAAGCUCUCUCAUGCCUAUACUCAUAGUGUUCUGGAUAGCCAUCAUGUGUUUCUGAAUUUAUUGACCCAGAAGUUUUACUGCUUGCCUGACAAUUAUCAGAUCAUUGACUCCUCCCUAGAUGACAUCAUUUAUGUUCUAAAUCCCACAUUUAGUAAUGAGCACAUAGCAUCCUUGGACUCGAGCAGUAAACUUUCUCGUGCAUAUGAUGGCACCACCUAUUUACCUGGAAUUGUGGGUCUCAACAAUAUCAAGGAGAAUGACUACUGCAAUGUGAUACUUCAGGCCUUGUCUCAUGUGACACCCUUGAGAAAUUUUUUUUUACAAGAAGACAACUACAAGAAGAUCAAGAGGCCCCCGGGGGACCAGAUGUUUCUUACUGUCCAGAGAUUUGGGGAACUUCUGAGGAAGCUCUGGAAUCCAAGAAAUUUUAAGGCUCAUGUCAGCCCCCACGAGAUGUUACAAGCUGUUGUCUUGUGCAGUAAAAAGAAAUUUCAAAUCACGGAACAAGGUGAUGCCCUUGAGUUCAUGUCCUGGUUUUUAAAUGCUCUACACUUGGCAAUGAAUGGAACCAAGAGGCUGAACAGUACCAUUGUCAACAAAACUUUUAGAGGGAAAAUGAGAGUGUAUACAAGAAAGGUUUUGCCAAUUGAUUUGAAAGAAGAGGAAAAAGAGAAGCUUCUGUUGACGGAUGAAUAUUUAGAGCAUGCCGAGGAGAUUCCCUGGCUGUAUCUGACCUGUGACCUGCCCCCACCCCCACUUUACCCGGACGAACUCCAGGAGAAUAUCAUUCCUCAGGUUCCCUUCGCUUCACUCCUGACCAAGUUUAAUGGAGUCUCGGAGAAGGAGUAUAAAACACACAAAGAUUCUCAGCUGAAACGCUUCCAGAUCACCAGAUUACCCAAUUUCCUCAUCAUUUUCAUCAAGAGGUUCACAAAGAAUUAUUUUAUUAAAGAAAAGAAUCCAACUAUUGUCAACUUCCCAAUCAAGAACAUUGAUUUUGGAGAUUUGCUAGCCCCAGAGCACCGGGUUUUACACAGAAACACCACCUACGACCUGAUGGCUAACAUUGUACAUGAUGGAGAGCCAGAGCGAGGCAAGGGGACGUACAGAGUCCAUGUUCUACACAAGGGUACCCAGAAAUGGUACGAAAUGCAGGACCUUCAUGUCACAGACAUCCUACCCCAGAUGAUCCCAUUGUCAGAGAGCUAUAUACAGAUAUUUGAGUUGAGAAAAGAUAUACCUAACCCAGUGUAUGGUAAAGAUCCUGUGGAACUGUCAGGAACACUCCCAGAGUCAAUGGAAGUGGGGAAAACGGCUGACACCUGAAUCUGACCGCUAACAGCCAAGGCUGCUGUGUGUGUGUCUGUCUUGACUCUAGAUGAUUGUUUUAUCAUACAUAUAAUUAUAUAUUGUUACUGGUACACUGUACAGUGUGUUCAAGAUCUCCAAUUAAAUCACUUGUGUACUGGUA